Molecule: messenger RNA, 1240 nt
Organism: Pyricularia grisea
Lineage: Eukaryota; Fungi; Ascomycota; Sordariomycetes; Magnaporthales; Pyriculariaceae
Exons: 2
Coding region: 177-929 (250 amino acids)
Biological process (GO): mRNA cis splicing, via spliceosome
Cellular component (GO): catalytic step 2 spliceosome
Molecular function (GO): RNA binding
Source: RefSeq, a predicted model, not a curated record
AUCUAGUGUACCUACCUUACCAACCUUAGGUCCCUUGACUACCUUAUGUACAAAACCAUCAAUCAUCUUAACAUAGAUUUGAUUGCUACGUCCAACAUCAAUCAGCACUUUCUUCAUAAAACUGUUUUCCGCCAACAAACUUGCCACAUCGAUACGCACGGAAACAUCAAGACAUCAUGACUACAGCACACAGACCUACCUUUGAUCCUGCAAAAGGCAAAGAGGCCCUCCGCGGCCCAGCCUAUCACCAGCGCCUACUCCCCGCCCACACACAACUCAAGUACCGCAAGCGAGGCCAAGGUGGUGCCGCCGAUGCCGACGGCGCCGUCGACCUGCGCGCCGAGCUGCUCGCGGCAGAAGCUGCGCACGCCUCCAAGUCCGGCAAGACCAGUGCCAGCAUCGCGGCGCCUCCAUCACGCCACAGUCCAGCACCGGGCUCGGACGACGAAGGCGCAGCACGGCAAAAGCGACCGCUGGAGAUCACGGCAGACGGGGAGGAGGAUCCCGAGGCGAAGCGGAGGCGGAUCCUAGCAGAGACCAGAGAGCUGGACGCGGACGAUUCGGGUGGCAGCUCCGAGGAGGAGGAUGACGACGAUGACGAUAGUGAUGGCGACAGCGAUGAUUCGGAUGACGAGGAUGCGGAGCUCGCGCGGGAGUUGGAGAAGAUACGGCGGGAAAGGGCGGAGAAGCGCGAGCGGGAGGAGAGGGAGAAGGCGGCGGCUGCCGAGGAGGAGCGAGAGAGGGAUAUCGCGCUGGGUAACCCGCUGCUCAACAAGCCGGACUUUAACAUCAAGCGCAGGUGGGACGACGACGUGGUCUUCAAAAACCAAGCACGUGGGACGGAAGACAAGGGCAAGAGGAAGGAGUUUAUCAACGACCUUCUCCGCUCCGACUUCCAUAAACGUUUCAUGGGCAAGUAUGUGAGAUAAUGGAAGAGCAAGUAAUCUUUCAGGAGCUUAGGGAUGAUGAUAUGAAGAUCACAGUCUCUGAGCUAUCCGGAACGUGUGGCCUAGAAUUAAAGCUUGAUAAAACAGCGAUCAACUUUGGCGAAGAAGACUGUGGUUACUGCAAAUUGACAUUUGGAAUCACUAUGCGGAGUUAUUUUUUUUCUUUUCUUUUUGGCGAGGACAGGUAUGACGAUGUCUUGUAAUAUUCUUGAUGGUGUAAUGUUGCUCAAUGAUCUAGCUUAAGAUGUAUGCCAAGGACAAUAACAGCAGAUUAGCGGUUGGUUUUAGCGGAC